Messenger RNA from Leucoraja erinaceus (little skate), 1946 nucleotides. RefSeq names its product arginyl-tRNA synthetase 2, mitochondrial (gene rars2). The record is from RefSeq and is a predicted model, not a curated record. The transcript has 20 exons. Gene Ontology annotation, cellular component: mitochondrion; cytoplasm. Gene Ontology annotation, biological process: arginyl-tRNA aminoacylation; mitochondrial translation. Gene Ontology annotation, molecular function: arginine-tRNA ligase activity; ATP binding. NCBI's taxonomy places the organism in Eukaryota, Metazoa, Chordata, Chondrichthyes, Rajiformes, Rajidae. Bases 165 to 1901 code for a protein of 578 amino acids.
UGUGAGCGUCACCAGUCAGGGCGCUGCUUCCAUCAUCUUUGGUUGACGCUGCUGCAGCAGAUUGGCCGCUCCAUCGCCGGCGGCUCCAGCAGCGAGCUCUGCACACAUCGCACUGAACAAGCCGUGCGGGACGCCAGAACUUUAAAUCACUGGCGAACGAUGCCAUGGCUUGUCUUUUCCGAAGGUCCAUAGCAGCGCAGCUUUCCAGAGUUCUGGGAGUGUCAACUGAGAAGCUUAUUCCAGUGGUGUCAGCUGUUCCUGUCUCCAAAAAACAACAGACUCUAGAUUUUCGGGUGUCAGUGAACUCUCUGCUGGCGAAUGGGUAUUUAAAGUUAGGAUCGACUGUUCCAAGUCAAGCCAAGGAGCUGUCCGAGAAGUUAACUUGUGAUGAUGUGAUUACUGAGAUCGCUGUUGGCCAAGCAAGCAUUAAUUUCAAAGUGAACCGAUCCUUACUGGCUGAGGUUGUUUUACAAGAGGUCUUCAAGAAGGGUUCAAGAUACGGAAUAGCAAGUGAACUCUUCAGCAGCUACCCCUGUGGGCGUGUUAUAGUUGAAUUUAGUUCACCAAAUAUUGCGAAAAAAUUUCAUGCAGGACAUUUGCGUUCAACAAUCAUAGGCAACUUCAUAGCUAACCUAAAGCAAGCUUUGGGAGAUGAUGUGAUCAGGAUCAACUACCUCGGCGAUUGGGGCUUGCAGUUUGGAUUACUAGGAGCAGGAUUUCAGAUGUUUGGUUCAGAAGAGAAGCUUAAUGCAAAUCCCUUGCAGCAUCUUUUUGAGAUUUAUGUUGAAGUGAGCAGACUGGCGGAGGCCCGUGAAGACAUCCAAAGGGCAGCCCAAGAGUUUUUCAAAAAGCUGGAAUGUGGGGAUAAACAGACCUUGGCAUUAUGGCAGCACUUUAAGACUAUAAGCAUUGAAGAAUAUGAGAAAACCUAUCAGCGGCUUGGUGUGCGUUUCGAUGAGUACUCUGGAGAAUCCUUGUACCAUGUCAAAGCACAAGAACUCGUGCAGAUGAUUGAUCAGAGAGGACUGCUCAAGAAAGCAAAGCAAGGAGUUGGAGUGGUUGAUCUUUCACCAAAAGGUGAUCUGACCAGUUAUGCCAAGGUAGUUCGAAGUGAUGGGACAUCUCUCUACCUGACGAGGGAUAUUGCAGCUGCUGCAGAUCGAAUGGAGAAAUACAACUUUGACAAAAUGAUUUAUGUGACAGAUAAAGAACAGUGCACACAUUUUCAGCAGAUGUUUGACGUACUGAAAAUACUGGGCUUUAACUGGACAGAACGCUGUCAACAUGUACCUUUUGGGUUAGUGAAAGGAAUGAAGACUCGGAGAGGAGAUGUUGUUUUUCUGGAAGAUGUUCUGAAUGAAGCACGCUCCAGGAUGCUGCAAAACAUGGCUGCCUCAAAGACAACCAAAGAACUAGAAGACCCUGAGAACACAGCGGAGAAAGUGGGUGUGGCUGCACUUAUUGUUCAGGAUUUCAAAGGUCCCCUUUUGGCUGAUUAUGAAUUUGACUGGGAUCGUGUACUCCAAAGCCAGGGAGAUACUGGAGUGUACCUGCAAUAUACUCAUGCCAGGCUAUGUAGUUUACAGAGACAGUGUGACAAUGGGACAAAGAUACAGUUCAACCCUACUUACUUACAAGAUCCUCAGGCAAUUGCUGUACUGCAGCAUCUCCUCAGGUAUGACGAAGUUCUUUAUCAAGUUUCAGAGGAUCUCCAACCCAGACAUCUUGUUAACUACCUGAUAAUGUUGAGUCGCCUUGCAUCUAUAGCACACAGGACUCUGCAUAUUAAGGGCAGCUUACCAGAAAUAGCAACGGCAAGACUUCUACUCUUCGAAGGAAUCUCUUCUGUACUCGCCAAUGGAAUGAAGCUCCUUGGUAUAACUCCGGUGGACAAGAUGUGAUUAAAUUAGCAUUUGGGACAGUCAUUAAAUGAUUUGGCAAAACCU